UUCAGCUUUCGGGCGCAGCCUGGUGGUGAUGGUGGCGUUGGGACGCACCCAGGUGGUAAUGGUGGGGGAGAGGAGGGAUCGCCGGGGUUUUUGCAUAGUGAGGAGCAUGGGCAUGGGAGAGGGUAUGGUGUUCAAGCACAGACUGCUGGUGUUGGUGGGGGAGAGGAGGGACCUCCUGGGUUUGUGCUUAGUGAGGAGCAUGGGCGUGAGAGAAGAGGAGAAAGAAGAGGGAGAAGGGAACGAGAAGGGAGCAGAGGGGGAAGAGGAGAAAGAGGAGGGAGACGAGGGGGCAGAGGAGGAAGAGGAAGAUUGGGAGGUCGAGGAGGAACAGGAGGUGGAGAAAGGGAGCAGUGGACAUAGAGGAGGCAGACAGAAGGGGAGGUUUAGGAGCGGACAUUGGGGCAUAGAAGGUCGGGAAGGAUUAGCAGGUAGAAGGGGGGGGGGGGGGGGGGAGAGAGUGGGAGAUCUUGAAAUAGAGGAACAGGAGGUGGAGAAAGAGAGCAGUGGAUAUGGAGAAGGCAGACAGGAGAGUAGGUAUAGGAGGGGACAUCGGGACAUAAAAGGUCAGGAGCAGCAGGUAGAGGGGGAAGAGGAAGGUCGAAGUGGAGAAAGAGAGCAGUGGAUACGGAGGAGGCAGAUGGAAGAGGAGGUAUAGGACGAAGAAUCGGGAGUUGGGACGUAGAAGGCCAGGAGUAGCAGCAGAUGAAGGAGGAAGAGGAGGAUUGGGAGCAGGCCUAACGAUUGGUUUUAGGGUACCCAGGUUCCAAAAAAAAUAAUUCAAAAAAUCGUCAGCCUCAAGAAAAUUUACGCUGAUUCAUCAGUGUUUCCUAGCAAAAGUUCGCUCUUCCAUCAGGGUCGUGUACUAAAAAAACAAUGAUUUGGCAA
Closterium sp. NIES-67 is the source of this 885-nucleotide messenger RNA. The record is from the annotation of a GenBank genome assembly. Lineage: Eukaryota; Viridiplantae; Streptophyta; Zygnematophyceae; Desmidiales; Closteriaceae.